AUGCCAACCAAAUCCCGUUUGAGGACGAGCGGAAGGGCAACCGGCUGUGCCCAAGGGCCGCCCACAGAGGCAGCGCCGCCAACACCCAUGCCACUUCCCCGCUGCGCCUCCCCCGCGCCUCUCCCGCAUGACUCACGGAGGAAUUGUGGGCGUGCGGGCGUGAGAGAUCAGGGACUCAGGACCUCCAGCCGGGAAGAGAUCCGGAGGACUUGGCCAGGAAGAAACAAGCCUAAAAAUACGUUCACUAGUCGAAGAUUCAAGGCUCUUCAUAACACGCGCUCUAUGCCGAGUCUGGGCCCACCAACGCAUUCACUGCAAGGAGGACACCCGCAGUCGCGACAAACACACGCAUUGCAGAUAGCCUCCUGUACUCCCGACAAGACUGACCCAGAUCUUGAUCAGUCUCAACGUACCCCCAGAAAGACAACACAUCACGGCCAGAGCAACAUCGACGUCAGUCUGCGACGACCGCCUGACCUCCUCAAGCCGCCCGCGCCGCCUCCCGCCGCUGACCACAGGGCCGCCCGCGCCGCCACCCGCCGCUUAUCCACAGAGCCGCCCGCGCCGCCACCCGCCGCUUAUCCACAGAGCCGCCCGCGCCGCCACCCGCCGCUGACCACAGAGCCGCCCGGUGCCAGCGACGCAGCGUCUGUUCCGCCGCAGCAUUCCGCGGCGGCGGCAUUUGCAUACCAGGUACCGGCGGCCGUUCCGGCGGACUGCGGGACAGAUGAUCAAAUAGAUAAAUAUAGAGAUAGAUUGUCAGAGAUGAAGACGAAGGCGCCCGUCUGCGGGCGAGGGCUCGCAAAGGAUCGGUUUACAGCCAGCGUAAUGCCAGGUACAUUUACUCGCACAACAGGAUCUAAUAGGAGUUUGGAGAAACGGCGAUUAAGACCAGUCAUUCCAGCGGCCCGCCCUCCCCUCACAUGCCCUCCCCCUCACAUGCCCUCCCCCUCACAUGCCCUCCUGCCCGCGCCCAUCCGCCCCUUUCCUCGGCCAGCAAAUGCAGCGCCAAGUAGAGCCAUUACGCAAACGGUUCCUAAACGCCGCGGCGGCGACCAUAACUGGCGCAGAAGUCGGUACUAA
Messenger RNA from Penaeus chinensis, 1083 nucleotides. RefSeq names its product WAS/WASL-interacting protein family member 2-like. NCBI's taxonomy places the organism in Eukaryota, Metazoa, Arthropoda, Malacostraca, Decapoda, Penaeidae. The coding region runs from base 1 to 1083 and encodes 360 amino acids. The record is from RefSeq and is a predicted model, not a curated record. The transcript has 7 exons.